AGCUGCCUACGCUACGGAACUUAGCAUGUAGCAAGCUAGCUUGUAUGGUAUUUUUUGUUUUGUACUGUUGACACGUUUCGCUAGUGUUUGCCAGACGGACGCUGCGUUGUAGCCGUGUGCGAAAACAAGUGUUGUGGAAUACAUGCUCUUCAGUGUUUUAAGACCUGGAUCUGCAUCUAAACCUUGAGAUUUUUAUGAUGUUCAAAGACUUCAUCGCAUCGCCUGACUCCUCUCGGCUCAUCAACUCACCUAUAAAUGAGUAAACCCAAACUUGAUCCUCCAUCCCCACUUGACGUGAUUCACGAUGAUCAUUUGCGUUGACACAACCCUGCCCUCUGGGACGAGAACCCGCCAUAACCCGGCUCAUCCAAUGAUAUGAUAGUAGCUGCCUGGAUCAGUUACUGUGCCUGCAGGAGCCUCGCACAGGUUCUGCUACUCCUUUCCUCCGCAAACACCUUUUCAUCCCUGUGGGAGACCCUCGCCGGCCGUGGAGCCAUGGGGAACAGCUGCGUGUGCCGGGAUGACAGCGACUUGGAGGACCAUCACGGGGCGUCCAGGGCCUCCAGGGGGUCGAGGGGACAGGCCAGGCGGACAGAUCACGGGACAGGUGCGACCGUCGACGCUGGGGAGUCUCGUGGCGGUCGCCCUAGGGACCCUGUCAGACCCCCGCGCAGGGGACGUGGCCCCCACGAGCCACGGCGGAAGAAGCAGAAUGUGGAUGGCUUGGUGCUGGACACGCUGGCUGUCAUCAGGACUCUUGUGGACAAUGACCAAGAGCCUCCCUAUUCCAUGAUCACAUUGCACGAGAUGGCGGAGACUGAUGAUGGCUGGCUGGAGGUUGUCCAGUCUCUGAUUCGAGUGAUACCAUUGGACGACCCACUUGGGCCUGCAGUCAUCACCCUGCUGUUGGACGAGUGUCCCCUACCCACUAAGGAUGCCCUCCAGAAACUCUCAGACAUGCUGAGUCUGAGUGCGGCUGUGGCUCGACAGGACGCUCUGAGCCCUUCCAAACACAGAAACACCACAGCUGUCUUGGGAUGUCUGGCUGAGAAACUGGCUGGUCCCGCCAGCAUUGGACUGUUGAGCCCUGGAACUCUCGAGUACCUUCUAGAAAGCUUGAGCUCUGAAGCACACCCAACUGUCAUGCUGUUUGCUCUGAUUGCCUUGGAGAAGUUUUCUCAAACCAGUGAGAACAAACUGACAGUGUCCGAGUCAUGUAUAAGCAGCAGACUGGCUGUGUUGGAGUCAUGGUCGGAGCAUCCUGACUACCUGAAGAGGCAGGUCGGAUUCUGCUCACAAUGGAGCUUAGACAAUUUAUUUCUCAAAGAAGGGCGUCAAUUCACCUAUGAGAAGGUCAACCUCACCCAUAUCAACGCCAUGCUCAACAGCAACGACGUCAGCGAGUACCUCAAAAUCUCCCCUAGUGGAUUAGAGGCACGGUGUGAUGCCUCCUCAUUUGAGAGUGUACGUUGUACUUUCUGUGUGGAUUCUGGCAUUUGGUACUAUGAAGUGACGGUCGUUACAUCGGGUGUGAUGCAAAUCGGAUGGGCCACCAAGGACAGCAAGUUCCUCAACCAUGAGGGUUACGGGAUUGGCGAUGACGAAUACUCGUGUGCAUACGAUGGCUGCAGGCAGCUUAUCUGGUACAAUGCUCGCAGUAAACCUCACGCUCACCCCUGCUGGAAGGAAGGAGACGCUAUCGGCUUCCUGUUGGACCUCAGCAAAAAGCAGAUGGUCUUCUAUCUGAACGGACAUCAGUUGCCGCCAGAAAAACAGGUUUUCUCUUCAGCAACGUCUGGCUUCUUUGCGGCGGCCAGUUUUAUGUCAUACCAGCAGUGUGAGUUCAACUUUGGCGCCAAGCCUUUCCGCCACCCGCCCUCAGUCAAGUUCAGCACCUUUAACGACUUUGCGUCACUGCUUCCCAGUGAAAAGAUCAUCCUGCCCAGACAUCGGCGCCUGGCUUUACUGAAACAGGUUAGCAUCCGGGACAACUGCUGCACGCUGUGCUGUGACGUCAUGGCUGACACAGCGCUGCGGCCCUGUGGACACGGGGGUAUGUGUAUGGAGUGUGCCUUACAGUUAGAAACGUGCCCCCUGUGUCGCCAGGACAUCCAGACUCGCGUCAGACUCAUUGCACAUGUCUCCUGACACACUCUAACCUGCUCCUGUAAGGAGAGAUGCACAAGCCCUACAGACACCU
Molecule: messenger RNA, 2200 nt
Organism: Nerophis lumbriciformis (worm pipefish)
Lineage: Eukaryota; Metazoa; Chordata; Actinopteri; Syngnathiformes; Syngnathidae
Gene: rspry1
Product: ring finger and SPRY domain containing 1
Cellular component (GO): cytoplasm
Molecular function (GO): protein binding; ubiquitin-protein transferase activity
Source: RefSeq, a predicted model, not a curated record